UACAGAAGAUUCAUUUAAGGUAGAGGCAAGGUUGAGCGGUGGUAAACAUGAGCAAUGAAAAACCCCACCAGAACGGGAAAGAUGCUAAUGCUAGUAUCACGGCAGGGAGGGCCGGGGAGACGAGGGGUUCCCCCACGAUCAUCGGUAUCAACGGAGUGCCGUCCGUCCGGAGACCCAACACAUGCCGUCAGACGAUUUCCACGGCAACGAGACUGAACAACUACGCCACAGGACAGCAAUCCGUGGACAAUCUCCAUAAGUCCACCGAGGCUAAAUCGCAUUGUUCAGAAACACGAUGCAAGGGCUCCUUCAUGCUCCCUAAUGUGCGGACCAACACACAACCCCGCCCACCGCAGGACGUACUCAGCCACGCUCAGGAUUUCAUUGAUCAAUAUUACAAGCACAUCAAAAGGUCCGAGACUGACGCCCAUGCUAAACGCCUGGCCGCCAUCACAGAAAGCAUCGCCUCAACCGGAUCGUACCAGCUUACAGAUCAAGAGCUGCAAUAUGGCGCCAAGCUGGCCUGGCGGAACGCUCCGCGUUGCAUUGGUCGAAUUCAGUGGACCAAGCUACAGCUCUUCGAUGCCCGCGGUAUCACCACUGCGCAAGAGAUGUUCAACAUUCUCUGCAGCCAUCUAACAUACGCCACCAACGACGGAAAUAUAAGGUCUGCUAUCACUGUUUUUCCUCAACGCACGGAUGGUCAGCACGAUUUCCGUGUCUGGAACAUCCUCUUGAUCAAGUAUGCUGGCUACCAGCAGCCUGAUGGAUCGGUGAUAGGGGAUCCAGCUAGUGUGGAAUUUACAAAGAUAUGUGAGCGUCUUGGUUGGAAAGGUGAAGGGGGAAGAUUUGAUGUUCUGCCACUUGUCCUGCAAGCCAAUGGGGAGGACCCUGAAUGGUUUGAACUACCAAAGGAGUGCAUUCUGCAGGUCAAGCUCACUCACCCUGAAUAUGACUGGUUUGCAGAGCUUGGGCUUCAGUGGUAUGCUGUGCCAGCUGUCUCCUCUCUACUUUUGGACAUUGGCGGGAUCGAGUUCCCAGCUUGUCCUUUCAAUGGCUGGUACAUGAGCACUGAGAUUGGUUGUCGAAACCUGUGUGAUGUCUACCGAUACAACCUACUGCAGACAAUAGCCAACAAGAUGAGCCUGCAAACAACCAGUAAUUUGACACUGUGGAAGGACAGAACCCUGUUAGAGGUCAAUGUUGCUGUAUUACACAGUUUUCAGAAAGCUAGAGUAACCAUUACUGACCACCACUCAGCAUCCGAGUCCUUCAUGGUCCACAUGGAGAAGGAACAGAAGCUACGGGGCGGAUGUCCAGCUGACUGGGUCUGGGUUGUCCCGCCAAUGUCCAGCAGUCUUUGUCCAGUGUUCCACCAGGAGAUGCUCUACUACUCUGUCAAACCUUCCUUUGAUUACCAGGCAAAUCCAUGGUUGGCCAAACGGAAUGGCGCUGCCAAGAGUGCAAUGCGCAAAGGAGUAACCUUCAAAGGAGCUGCUGUGGCAGUCAAGUAUUUUGCUCACAAGAUGAAGGAAGCCCUUAAGCAACGCUUCAAAGCCACCAUCCUUUAUGCUACGGAGACAGGACGCUCGAAGCAGUAUGCUGAACGGAUUAACCGCAUGUUCAGCUGCACCUUUGACUCCAGGGUGCUUUGCAUGGAGGAUUACGACGUGGUUGAACUGGAGACUGAGACACUAAUUCUCAUCAUCACUAGCACCUUUGGCAACGGGGAACCCCCAGAAAAUGGAGAGGGCUUCGCACGGCACAUUGCAAAGUUGGUCAGAGAAAAUCAAGGGGAUUGUCCAAAGGUAGAGAAUGGUGGAGGUGCCCAGGCCCCGCGCUUGGACUGUGAAAAAUACUGUGGUGGACAACGUCGGCCAUCAGUAGCUGAACAUCAGCUGAACAACCCCCUUAUUGAGAGUAUGAAUGAUCAACCAUUGCCACUUAGUAAUCUCAGGUAUUCUGUGUUUGGUCUGGGCUCCACGGCUUACCCACACUUCUGUGCUUUUGCCCACGCCCUUGAUGCACAGCUUGGCAUGCUGGGAGGGGAGAGGCUGCUGGAAAUUGCUGAGGGUGACGAAUUGGUUGGUCAAGAGGUAGAGUUUCUGAAUUGGGCAGAAAACAUCUAUCAGGAAGCAUGCGAUACCUUCUGCAUCAAGCGUCAGGAUGCAUCUGACAUGGUGAUGGGUACUGUACCCACUGCACCAGAUUCCAGCUGGGCUGAUGAGAAGUUCCGCAUUGUGCCUGAGGCUGAAGGAGUCAGGGCAACAGACCCACAUAUGGCACUUUACAGGCUUCAUGGCAAGCAAACAUUCCCUUGCAAGCUGCUCUCCUGCAAAAAUCUACAGGCUCCCUCAUCUGGGCGGGCCACAAAUUUGGUGAAGCUUGACACAAGUGAAGAGGAAAAGUUGCUGUACGAGGCUGGCGACCAUGCUGCCGUCUUUCCACAGAAUAGAGAAGAAUUAGUGGAGGGUGUCCUGGAAAGGGUGGACUGUGCCUUAAGCCCGAAUGACCUCAUCAAGAUAGAGUGCCGGGAGGAAAAAGAUGACAAUAACAAAGACCUCAACAACAAGUGGGUAAAGUACCAGCAUCUCCCUGUUUGCUCCCUUCGCCAGGCCCUCAAGUGCUUCCUGGAGAUUGCCAAGCCUCCUCCCUCCCAACUGCUGAAAAUCAUGGCAGCAUAUGCCAUUGAGCCUACUGAGGCAGAAGCUCUGGUGAAACUUGGACGUGGCGGUAACAAAUACGAUAACUGGAUCUACAGCCAGUACCCAACUCUGGUGGAUGUGUUUGACCGGUUCCCAUCACUGAGGGUACCAGCUGCCCUGUUGCUAACCCAACUGCCAUUGCUGAAGCCUCGCUAUUACUCCAUUAGCUCCAGUCCCAGUAUCAGCCCAGGGGAAAUUCAUCUGACCAUUGCUGUUGUUUGCUACCAGACACAAAACAACGAUGCUACACGUUAUGGAGUAUGCUCCAACUGGUUGGGCUCAAUUGCAGAGAGCAACAUAGUUCCUGUCUUCAUCAGAAAGGCCACCAAGUUCCACAUGCCUGAGGACAAGGUGGCCCCAAUGAUCCUCAUAGGCCCUGGAGCAGGCAUAGCGCCAUUCCGCAGUUUCUGGCAACAACGCCGGUUUGACAUGCUGAGGUUGGCGCAGAGAAAGGGCACCAGUCAGGACUUGGAGAGGCUUGGUGACAUGACGCUGGUCUUCGGCUGCCGACAGUCAAGCAUAGACAACAUUUACAUGUCUGAGAUGCAGGAGGCCAAGGCAGAAGGGCUACUUACUAAUGUGUGGACUGCUUACUCCAGGGAUCCAGACAAACCUAAGGCUUAUGUGCAGGACCUCUUGUUCCAGAAUGCCCACCAAGUCUUUGAGUUACUGUCCAGAUUAAGGGGACACAUAUACGUCUGCGGGGAUGUUACCAUGGCAGCCGAUGUCAGCAAAGUCAUUCAGUCCAUCGGGGUUGAUGUUGCCAAGAUGUCAGAUGAAGAGGCCAAAUAUUGGGUGACUGGCCUUAGGGAUGAGAACAGAUACCAUGAAGAUAUCUUUGGCGUGACACUGAGGACAGCUGAAGUCACAGAGCAGAAACGUAGGGAGAGCUACGACAUCAGAAAACAUCGCCAGAGUCCGACCCAAACACAAUCCAGAGAGCGUUCCUCGGAUAACAAUAAUGCCGUUUAAACUCUUCCAAGGAGACUAACCCAGUGUUUGAUUUGGCAUAAAGGUCAAGAUACUUUGAAGCCAUCCUGGACGCAGACAUUUUGAAUUCAUGUACGUAUUUGGGGAACGUAAUAAAAUCUCACAGAAUUGAUUUAGGAUAAUAUACUCUAAAUGCAACGCUCAAGUACAGCAUACACGAACAUCGUAAGUGUGUUUUCUGUAUGACGGUUUAAAACCGUCACAGCAAAAAUCCUCUGCAGCACCUACGUGUACAUGAAUUUUAGGAUUCUACAAUAAACUCCGGCUAAACCAACAUCGUACAACUCGUCAAAUUGCUCAAGUCGGCCAUCUGACUAAAGUCACGAUUGUCCGUAAUGCAUUUUCAUCGAAUUUUUUAUGUCUAAGUCGGCUUUUAUAAGUCGCCUUUUCGCUCAAGUUGUCAUGUUACUCUCGGUCCCCUUUCCAUAAAAAGCAUUACAAAAUCCUUUGUGUAAGUCGGCAUUCAACAAAUCAUGCAUUGGCAUCGACUUCCAGUACUGUGGUUGGCAAAGUGUCGAGUGAAACAGACUGGAGUGUACCUCGUGAAAACAAGGUACACUCAUUCAUUUGAACAAUUUACUGGAAUGACAUAUAUUGUCAAGAAUUUAUUUUACUCUCCGAAAUAAAUUAACUUUUUUUUCUUAAUGGUUUGUCUUAUUUACAGUAGUUUGAAAGUAAGUUUCACAGUUAUCAUUUAAUGACAACUUUACAAUUUUUUUUAGACAUUUAUUUUUAAACUUAAACCACCAUGUCUUCAAUGUUAACAUUCAAAUUUUAUUUUUGAACUUUUAAUGGUGAAAGUGUAGGAGUAUUUUAUGCAUGGGGAUUUUAAUGGGUUUUACAAUAUUUUAUGUAGCUUGAAUAAAUUGUUUUUGAGGUUGAGUAUGUACUUUCGUUUUUAAUUGCGUCAAUCAGAAAAAGUCUUAUUGUUAAUAUUGAUUGGUCUCAGAAUUUAAUGUGUGUUGCUAUGUCACUAGUAACCCAGUGAGAUUCUUAUGUAAACAAUUUUCAGUCUGAAAUUUGGCACUGUUGGAAUUUGCUUUAAAUGUUAAGGUAUAUUUUAACUUAAACAAUAUGUCUUCAACGUUAACGAGCAAAUUUUAUUCUUUGCACAUAGAUCACUAUGCUCAAAGAAAUAUAUUUGAAUGUUAACGUUGAAAUGUUUAAAAGUGCAAGUGAAUUUUACAUAUUGUCAUGUUUAUGGGGGUUUUCAAGAUUUUAAUAAGAUUUGAAUACAUUGCUUUCAGGAAUAUAUGUAUUGUUUUAAAUUGCAGUAACGUUGGGUUUUACAACAUUAUUAAUUCAGUUGUUUGGGGUUUGAUUUGUUUUAACCCUCUUUUAUCUAUGUCUUUUAGAAAUAUAAGAAACAAUUUGAGCCCAGAAACCAAGAUGGGGGAUCAAUGGAUAAAUUGGCAGUGGGAGUGGAGGCCCCAGGUUUGAGUCCAUACUCUGGGGCAGAGAACCCUAUGGAUUGGAGCUCUGUAACAGGUGCUGCCACUGUCAAAGUCUAGCCGAUAGUGAAACAAUUGUGCAUUUUUGUCUUAUAAAAAAUGUAUGAAACUUCACAUAAUUUAUAUUCAUGAGACAAAUAUUUUCAGAUGUGGAGCAUUUCAAUUAAAGACAUCUUAACUAAAACAUAUAUAAUUUACUCGCUUAGAAUGUUACACUAUGUUUCUGGAUUCAAAACGCUGCGUAUAAUCAGUGCCAUGUUACGCCAACACUCAUUUUCAUCACUUUUAUUGUGCGAUUGAUGCGGCUAAAAUGUGCAUUCAAAUUAUGGUCAUAAAUUCAGGCAUCAGUCAGGUCUGUUUUGUUUUCCAGAUGUCUUAUUUCACCAGAAAGAUCGUCUUGGAACAGAUAAUCUUUGUCAUUUGGCAAUUUGACAGCAAAUUACAUUUGCCAUUCAGUGAUGACUGGGGAGGGGGGGGGGCGGCUCUAUACAUGUACAUGUAACUAACUAAGUUUUAGAGAAAAUAAUUAGUUUUGUUAUUUGGUCCUAGAAUAGAAUUGUUUAUUGGAAAGUGGUUCAAAUAAAGGCAUUCAUAAGGUGGAAUU
Molecule: messenger RNA, 5750 nt
Organism: Patiria miniata (bat star)
Lineage: Eukaryota; Metazoa; Echinodermata; Asteroidea; Valvatida; Asterinidae
Product: nitric oxide synthase, brain-like
Exons: 23
Coding region: 48-3677 (1209 amino acids)
Biological process (GO): nitric oxide biosynthetic process
Molecular function (GO): NADP binding; heme binding; nitric-oxide synthase activity
Source: RefSeq, a predicted model, not a curated record